Molecule: messenger RNA, 1154 nt
Organism: Ostrinia furnacalis (Asian corn borer)
Lineage: Eukaryota; Metazoa; Arthropoda; Insecta; Lepidoptera; Crambidae
Exons: 3
Coding region: 16-531 (171 amino acids)
Source: RefSeq, a predicted model, not a curated record
AAGUUCGUUUUGAGCAUGCGCGUAUCGACCGACCGAGGGUGCCUGGUUUUGCUGGGCAGUCUGAGCUUUAGUCGUCGCAGCGACCCGACCGAGAACGGUUGGGUCCCUCCAGCCACCUCAAGCAACCCUGGACAGCCCUCUCUCCUUGAUCCAUCUGAGCCCCUAUGGGCCGGGGCGGGUUGCGGUCUGGACGCUGCGACGGCUGACUGGACGAACGCGUUCAAGAUGGGCCUAUAUAUGCUGUUGGCAGUCGCCAGCAGUUUCCGGGUCCUAGUCGCUGGUCUUCCAAGACAGGCGAGAUUGCGGCCUCCCCACCUGAUGCAGUUGGUGUACGGCCUACGGUCAGCGUCUUCGCCAGCCUAUCGAUUCGGAAAAAAGGCUGACAAGACUGCUGCCCUGAAGUACUGGUCCUCGAAGACAACAUCUCAGCCUACAUCGGCGUCAUCAGAACAAGACGAAGCACCAUCCGGAGGAGCGGGGAGGCUGUAUACGGCGGGACUUUCUACUUCUACUUCAUCUUCUCCUAUUUAAGCAAUAUAUCAUUUACUUAAGUUGAAUUAUUGUAAAUUUCAUAAGUUUGUAUAGUUUACUCUAUUGUCUUACUCUUAUGGCGCGGCGACUUGAAAAUUCUUCUCUUGAAUAAUUUUUGUAUGGGGCUGACCAGGAUUGCGAUUUUGAAAGGACUUAUUCUUGUAUAAUUUCUCUAUCAUAUAAUUGCUCUUGUAUUCUUAUUAUUGCUCUUGUAUAAUAAUUUAGACUGUCUCUAUUCUAUAUUCUUGUAUUCUUUUUGUAUCGCUCUUCCUUGAGAUGUGUCUAGACUGUAGAGGUUCCGACUUGCUGGAUUCGUGUGACUCAAUUUUUUGCCGCUAUAUAAUGGCAAAAAGGCGAGUACUCAAUAGAUAAGAAUGUAUCCGUAAACUGUAACCGUAUUAGGACGCGUUCUAUAUAAUAUUCGAUGUGAGAGAAUUGGUGUUUUGAUGUUGUGAUCUUUAUUUUCUCGUACAUUUUCCUGUGUUCCCCUGCUUAUUCGUUCCCCUUGUAAUCUCGAUGUACCCCUAACCCUUCAUUCCCUUGCCUUUUCAUGUCGUUCGGUGUAAGCUUUUCUCAAUAUAUAAUGGAAUAAUCAAUAAAUAAAUGUAUCUCGGUGUGGUAAA